AUGAUUUUUAUUGCUGGUUAUAUUUUCUAUCUAUCUAUCUAUCUAUCUAUCUAUCUGAGUAUAUAUUGGUUUGGUUUAUUUUUUGUUUUACGGCAUAUCAACCUCGAUGGGUUUUUUAAUGCCGACAUGAUUUUUAUUGCUGGUUAUAUUUCUAUCUAUCUAUCUAUCUAUCUAUCUAUCUAUCUAUCUAUCUAUCUAUCUAUCUCUGAUAACUUCCCAGACUAUCUAUCUAUCUAUCUAUCUAUCUAUCUAUCUAUCUAUCUAUCUAUCUAUCUAUCUCAGUCUAUUCAUGAUCUAUCUAUCUAUCUAUCUAUCUAUCUAUCUAUCUAUCUAUCUAUCUAUCUAUCUAUCAGUCUGUUGAUAUCUAUAAUUAUAUCUCAAAUUGUUCAUUCUCUCUUUUUUUCUCUCUCUCUCAAUCUCAGUCUGUUCCUAUCUAUCUGUCUAUCCAGUUUUAUUUCUUCACUACUGAACAUAUGUACGAAUGUAAUAGACGUUCUUUUUUUUUUUUAUCACCGCUUCUCUUUCUUUCAUAUAACUAUAAUCCUUUCUAUCAUUUUUUUCUUCUUUUUCCCUUUCGAAUUUCUUUUCCGUCUUCCUCUUCUCUCUGAUUUUCUUUUCUUUUUCAGUUUCUUUUCAUUUUUGUCACGUUUGAAAUUUAUUUAUUUUUUCUUCCUUCUUAUCUUUUCUCCCAUUUUUUUUCUUCUUGCUUUCUUUUGUUCAUUUCCCCGUGUCUUAUCUGUCUUUCUAUUUCUCUGA
Molecule: messenger RNA, 756 nt
Organism: Acanthosepion pharaonis
Lineage: Eukaryota; Metazoa; Mollusca; Cephalopoda; Sepiida; Sepiidae
Source: the annotation of a GenBank genome assembly